AUGAUGCGCCGCAACCUGUCCAAGAUGGUGGCCCGCGAGUCGUUCGAACUCCGAUUGCUGGAAGAUUUGCGGUUGCGGUUCGCGAACGAGGUACCCUAUGUAAAAACGUCCCCACUCCAUAUUUGUAGUGCAAAUGUGCAACGACUGUAACAUUUGUAAUGCGCAUCUGCAUGAGAGGCAUUUCCAAUCGUGUUUUGGACUUUGUAAUGCUGUAAACAGGAUGACAAGCUGGCUUUCUCGUCAUGCGGCUGCCUUUGCCAACCAGCACUACACUGCCGAUGGGAACUUGUCAUGCACAGCGCCCAAAUCUUGGAGAUUUGUGUUGCAGAUAGACCAACUUGACUAUCGGGCGGGGACGUUUUUGCUCAGGAUACGAGGCGAAAUCGCGCGCGGGGCAAAUGAACUUCUGCCGGGACAUCACCUUCUGCUUCGACCUGCACGAAGACAAACACUGCCGCAUCCAAAUGGCUACGCAGGUAUGAUGUUGGGGUCGAAAGAGCUUUUGCUUUUCACAUUCAAUAGUCCUGUCUGCGUUAGUGUGAUUGUGAUACUUAUUAAUUUCAAUUUCCACCUCCGAUUUUUUUACUGAUUCUGUACCUGUACGUCUUUCUCAUCAUGAUCAUAGUCAUUUCAUCUGAAAGCAUUGUGAUUGGCUCCGGAUGAACAGGAUCAUGAUCGUCCAGUCUUCCUAAAACCUAUCUCCCCAACCCCGACAUCAGGGUCCUCCUGGGUGAAGAUCAACAUUAUGUUGUUGUUGGUGAUCUCGAUAUAUAACAUCAACACUUUUAUCGGCAUAAUUUAAGUAAGUAGUACGUACAACAAACACCUCAGGUUCUCCUCUGGUUGUGGCGUUAUUCGCAGAACCUGUCCACCUCCAAGUCCGCGAUGUUGCAAUUUGUCGGGCGGUAUCAAAUGUAAAAAUGUCUGGGUCUGGAAGAGUGCAAGAUUUGUGAUGCAGGUUUUCCAUGACCCACGAGGUCUGCAAUGCGAGACCCAGCAUGACAGAUUCUUUGACGUCUCUAUCAUGCCUUUCCUGCAUGAGAAUCUCCCUCUCAACUUGGUCAAAAGCGGACAGCUUUUGACACUUACGCAACACAGAUUUUUGCAUCAUUGAGAUUUAGCAUGACAAGUUCCAUUCUUCCAGACCCAGACACUUUUACACUUGAUAGGCGGAAAGAGGGCAACAACGGGGGCUUAAACCCGACCUUCCGCGUCCGCCAUGUGUACGACCGCACGGACCUGAUGAUGGACGAGGAGGUCCGAGACUACGUGCAACACCAAUCCACCUGGGACCUGUUUAAGUUGGACCCCAGCUAUGAACUGCAAAAGUAUCGUACUAGUAGUAAUUGCAGUCAUGCAUGACAAAACUGGUUCCUUAGCUUAUUCGGCAUUACAAAUUCCAUUUUUCUUUCUGGAGAAAUUUGUAAUGCUAUUUCUACUAGUACGAUGCCUUUGCAAUGCAUACCUCCAUGUGCUGGUCGAUUCGGAACAUCUCGCCGCCCGCUUUGGAAACGUACACCGAGGUAUCAAAUAUAAAAGUGUCUGGGUCUGGAAGAUUGCCAGGGUUGUCAUGCACAUUUUGCAUGACUACUGAUGUCUGUGAUGCAUGCCCUAGCAUCACAGAUUUUGUGAGGGCUUCCUGAUACCUAUACCGCAUGACAAAUGCUCUUUCCGUGUAGCAAAACUUGGGCUCUCCUUGCUGCUCAUGCAAUACAGAUUUUUUUGGAAUCCAAAAUCAGCAUGACAAUUGGGAUUCUUCCAGACCCAGACACUUUUGCAUUUGAUACGAGGCCGAACUCGCCCGCCGGCGCGCGCGGAGGCAAGUGCGCAUGAAGGCGGCGCAGCUGCGGAAGCAGCAGCGAGCAAACAACAAGGGACAAGCUGCGAAGAAAGGUGUGGCAGGAGAGCUCGACCGAAAUAACACCAGUAAAUCUUCGGACGGCACAGAAGUUGUGAACGCGAACAGUGUUGAACAUGGUGAGCUGUUGGAAAGAACUGCCGACGACAAAGCUCCUUUGGAACAAGGUGAGCAAGAACCUGGCAAUGUGGAUCAUUUGUCCGAUGACGACGACGAUCACGCCGACGACAUUGACUUUACGAAACCGAUCGAAGGGCAGCAGAAGAUGAAACAAAAAGCCACGAUUGCUGGUCAUCUUCAAAGCAAGGCCGCUUUGAAAACGGGUAGUUCCUCCUCGGCGGAACAAGAUUGCGAUCAUUUGUUGAAUAAGCAUCGCAAAAGUAUCGUACUAGUACAAAUUGCAUUGCAAAUUUUUUGUGAAACAAAAAUGCAGUUUGUCAUGCGGAUUUCGGUAAAAAAGCGAAUCUGUCAUGCGUCGUUGCAUUUGCAAUUAAUACGUAUACGAGUGCGAUACUUUUGCAAUGCAUAUUGAAUUCCUCUUCGAAAGGUACAUCCGACCAAGACCUCCUGCAAGACGCGGCACUGCUACAAGAUCCCUCGCAGGCCGCCUUGGAGCCGGUUCCCAUCCCGCCCUCUCUUCUGAAUUCGAACCGUUGUAUGAAAGUGCACAACUCCCCCUCCCCCUCAUUUGUCAUGCAAAAUUCCAAAUCCACCCUUUGCCUGUUAGUACGGUUUGCAUGACAGAUUCCGGAAUCCGAAACAGCACUACAAUCUCCUAGAAGGAAUUUGUCAUGCAAAAGCUGCAUCUUUGCCAGCGCAUGUGUUGCUGUUCAUGCAAUACAAAUGAGGGGGAGGGGGAGUUGUGCACUGUCAUACGUUGUCGCCCGUGGCUGGAAUGCACCUACAUCUGCGGCACUAGGAUGAAGCUCAGCUUUCGGAAAGGUAUAUAUCAUGUAGAAGAGCUCUCUAGAAGAAGAAGCAUGUGGUCUUGUAGUGGAUGCCAUCGCGGCUUGGACAGUGCUGCUUCGGCAGCCUUGCUUUCUUUCAAAAUUAUUUUUACAGCAAUGUCGUUAACUGCUAAUAAAUACACCGAUCAUCAUGUCGGUUGUUUUUGCAUCGAUGUCUAUCACGAUAGAACAGCACACAAAUCGAUUCAUCAAAUUCUCAAAUAAUCCAGACCUUGCCAUCCAAAACUCCGUGAUUGCGUAUUGCGAAGCGAACCAGAUCAAGGUCGAGAAUGUCGGGCCGGUGGCGCCACUGUCUUACGUAUCAACUGCAAAAAUGUCUGGGUCUGGAAGAGUGCCAGACUUGUCAUGCAGGUUUUCCAUGACCCAUGAGGUCUGGCAUGAAGGACAUAGCAUGACAGAUUCUGUGAGGGUUCUAUAAUGCCUAUCCUGCAUGAGAAUCUGCCUCUCGAUUAGGUCAAAAGUGGGCAGCUUUUGGUAAUCACGCAACACAGAUUUUUACAUGAUUCCAAUUUAGCAUGACAAGUUGGAAUCUUCCAGACGCAGAUCCAGACAUUUUUAUAUUUGAUAGCACGCCGACUUGGACAACUACAAGAUGCUGGUGGACAAGAAACAGUGCCAGGGUAUGCGGACUGUCAUGGAGGAAGAAACAGCUGGCGAAAAUAACGGAGCUGCAGGAAACAAUCAGCACUCGGGCACCACAACUUCCAACGGCAACGGGAACAACAACAAUUACACUACAAGCAGUGGCACUCUGUUCGGCAGCAGCACUUCGCCUGAUGAUCCUUCCGCCAUUGCUUUGGCUCAGAAUGGAAACGGGUUUGCGAUCGCUCCGUUCAACACGAAGAACAACGGUGAAGUAGAUCCGACGGCAAACAACACUGGUUUGGGUGGAUCCCAAGAACUUCUUCGCAAACUGGACUCCGAGACGGAGUUCGAAACGCAGGAAGAGAUGAUGCGCAAGGCGUUUCAAAACGUGUUCGACGAGGCGAAGCGGGAUGUCAUUCUGGAGCGGUUGAUGGGCCUCAAAUUGACCGUGGCUUCCACGCUGAACUCCACCGCGCUGCCCUCGCACAUCGGCUACCACAUCUGUUCCAACGGCAUGGCGAGUUGGUUCUACUCGCAGCUCGGGAUGUGUUAUGCAUUGCAAAUAUGUCUGGGUCUGGAAGGUUGUAACUUGUGAUGCUACCUUUGGACUCUAAAAAAAUCUGUAUUGCAUGACCAGCAAAAGGAGUAGAGUUUGUGCUACGCGGGGAGGGCAUUUGUCAUGCGGAAUAGGCAUCGCGAAGGUCUCUAAAAAUCUGUGAUGCUACGUCGUGCAUUACAGACAUCCUGAGUCAGGGAAAAUAUGCAUGACAAACCUGGCAACCUUCCAGACCCAGACAUAUUUGCAUUUGAUAUGUGUGUGAAAUUCAACAUUGGGUACUUGGAAGCGACGCAGCUCUGGGUGGAGGGGAAAGAAUUACGGGCUUUGAUGCUCCGGAAUCAGGCCCCCGGCUCUGGCGGAACAGGAUUAUUAUCCAGCGGUCUUCUUGACAAAAAAACUCUCUCGUUACGAUCUACGCACGCCGGUGCAGGAGCAGGCGACGAGAAUAUUAACGUCUACCACACCACCCAGCAGCUUUACGGCCCCCGCAGCACGUUGUACAAAGAUACGCAUUACCGGGAACAGGUGCGGGCGAUUGGAGGAAAUAUGGUACCUAUCCAAGAAAAAGUCUGUGUUAGUGUAAGUCUUUUGGGAAAACAGCAUCACAAGUUUGUCUGCCGUGACAGGAAAAGCUUGUAAUGCCCAGAUAGGAAGGGAAAACACAUAGGAAGCCAGCCGAUCACGCAUGUGGUCGAGCAUGACAAGUCUAACUGUUUUGCACUUUCUGCAUCACAGAUUUACACUAUACACAGUUUUUUUCUUGCAUAGUACCCGCUCGGGAUGCGGAGUUUCACAGCAUCGAGGAUUUGAAUUCCCUGGAUGAUGAGGAAAACUUACAUUUGCACUCUUUCGAAGUAGAGAACAACUUGAAUUUCCAGUGGUUGGACCACCGCAACAGCAAACACAACGCUACCGCGGCUCCGAAGUUUGAGAACGAAGACUGCGAGGUGCAGAAUCAGUACCACGUGGAUUGGUUAUGCGUUGCAAAUAUGUCUGGGUCUGGAAAGGUGGAACUUGUAAUGCGCGUCAUGCAUUCCUGCAAAAUCUGUGCUGCAUGAACAGCAAGUGGGCAGCUUUCCUUGUCAUGCAGCACUACCACAGUUUAUAAUUAUCCGUCUUAGGUAUCAGAAAGUGUUCCGAAAGCUUGUCAUGCUGAGCUGCCAUUGCAAGCGUUACAAUCAUGCGCAAUUCAGCAUCGCAGAUUUCCAGACCCAGACAUAUUUGCAGUUGAUAUUGGUGCAUGGUCGACCAUGCGCAUUGGCGGGACCGCGACGCGCGCUAUGAAAUGUAAAAAUGUCUGGGUCUGGAAGAGUGUAGACUUGUCAUGCAGAUUUUCCAUGACCCAUGAGGUCUGGAAUGCGGGACUUAGCAUGACAGACUCUGCGAGGCCUCUGCCAUGCCUAUUCUGCAUGAGAAACUCUGUUCCAACUUGGUCCAAAGUGGACAGCUUUUGACACUCAUGCAACACAGAUUUUUGCAUGCUUCAGAUUUACCAUGACAAGUUGCAAUCUCCCAGACCCAGACACUUUUGCAAUUCAUACACGCCGGAGUCAGUCGAAAUUCAAGGAAUUUUUGCGGUCCGAAGAGCAGCAAGAAGAGAUGAAAUUCUCCGGGUAUAAUGCUGGAGAUAAAAGCAACGGGUUGUUCUGCUCUGUGAACAGGGAUGUGGAUCCGACCAAGUUUUCCUGUAAGUUUAACAAGUAUAACAUGUGGAUCAACACCGGUUUCCGCGAGGUUCGUGCCUUCCCGAUCUACCGCGUGGCGACCAACUACGAGGAAUACGUCCGCUACAUCAACGGCUUUCUGCAUGUCUUUUACGUCAGCAGCUCCGUCGACUCCGGGCUUUAUAAGGACUUGUGGUACAAAAAUCUACAACAUGUGCAUCAACUCUUCCUGACUUGUUUUCUGACUGCAUGACGUUGGUUAUACUUCCUUGGACGAUGAUGCAUCAGAUUGAUCAUGAGCUAAAAGUAAAAACCGCGGCUCCUUCGAUAAGGUUGUUCCAAUCUUGAAAUAAACAAUCAGGUACGACAAGGAGACUCUGCGCGAUCUGUUGAUUCACAAGGAUGAGUUAGCGGCGAAGAUGAAUAACACGAGCACCCGAGGAGCCAGCUCUUCUGGAGCAGGUGCAGCAACUUCUGCGACCACCACGACUGAAGAAAAGAAUAACGCCGUCGACCACAUGGAGCGCACGCAAUCCGAUUCCAGCACGGAAACUACAGCGUCUACUGGCGGGAGUACUGCUGACAAGAAAAGCGUGGGGAAAAAAAUCAUCCGCGAGGAAACCACGGGCGUUUCGAAGAAGAAGGUAGCGGCAAAAACCUCCAGUCGCUCGACCAACAAGUACCGGAACUAUGGGGUGCCGUUGUCCGAUCUGGUGUGGGAUCCGGAUAUUCACGUGUUUGACUGCUUUUGCAUCACGCACCCGAUGUUUGUGAACCUGAAGUUGCAGAAAGCCUACGUGAUUUGGCCACGGUCGAGGUCGGAGCUGCUCGAGGUCUACGACAACAUCGAUGUUGCGGAGAAUGUGUUGACAAAGAAAGAUGACAAGAACGAAGAUGGUGCUACCGGCAAGGACGAGGAUGGCAAUACUACCGGAACCGGCGCAAAGGUACAAAGAGAACUAGUAGAGCUGCUCUGCAAGAAAUGUACACUACUCUCAGCUCUUACUAGCGCUUCAUUUUUGAUACUUAAAUAAACAUGAUACACCUGCUUCAUACCUCUUCUUGAAAAUCAGAUCGGUUUUUUCUUUUUUUCUCCCUCCACCUUUUUGUUUCACCUCUACUUAAUUUUUUUGUUUCUUUUCAGGCUCCCGGCUCUUUCGGAGAUGUAGUAGCUGAAGAAGAAAGUGUUGCUUCUCGUGACGACGGUGAUGUUCUUCCUGAGCUGCAAAAUAAGACUGCCAUCUGUGACUCUUCUGAGAGUGAAGAGCACACGACUCAUGAUUUUUCCCGUACCACACCGCGCGCUCGAACUCCCAGCUAUUUAAAACAGAAGGACAAGCGGACCCGGCUGGUACAGGAGGACAUCGAAAACGGUCGGGUGCACCGAUUUCCGCAGUCCUGGAAGCUCCACGAGCUGCCGCUGCACUCGGUGGUUGCGUUGCGAAACCGGGAAGAGGUGUUGAGCACGAUCACGCGAUUAUCCUGAGCAAAAAUGUCCCCAACCCAGAGUUGUCAUGCAAAUCUGCAUGCCAGAAAAGCAAAAGUUUCUCAUGCGGAGCCGCCUGAGAGCCAUUUUCGACAUCAGGUUUUGGAAUUUGUGAUGCUAGAAUCAGCAAGCAUGAUGUGCUAGAUCUAUGAUGCUUCGGAACUAGCUAAACAGGAUUACACUCUACAACGAGGACAAACUUGUCAUGCGAAACAACCAAAGCUGGUUGAUUUGUCUAGCAGAUUUCCCAUCUUGGCUCAGAUGUGGGAACAUUUUUACUCAGGAUAGCGAUUUGACCUGAUUUUGUCGGGAGAAAACCUGCGCGGUUUCAGCCCAGAGGAGCUGGCGGGGUUGACUUCGGUGGACGAGUGA
Amoebophrya sp. A120 is the source of this 7492-nucleotide messenger RNA. The record is from the annotation of a GenBank genome assembly. Lineage: Eukaryota; Dinophyceae; Syndiniales; Amoebophryaceae.